Molecule: messenger RNA, 1497 nt
Organism: Aegilops tauschii subsp. strangulata
Lineage: Eukaryota; Viridiplantae; Streptophyta; Magnoliopsida; Poales; Poaceae
Product: serine carboxypeptidase 1-like
Biological process (GO): proteolysis
Cellular component (GO): vacuole
Molecular function (GO): serine-type carboxypeptidase activity
Source: RefSeq, a predicted model, not a curated record
AUGAGGAACCAUACCAUGCACUACGCGGUAGUAGUACUGGUGAUCCUACUGGGAGGAGGAUCGCUCGCGAAUGCGGCCAACCAGAAGGAUGUGCUAAGGGCCUUCAUCAAAUCGAGGGCCCAGACGCGCGCGAACGGGCCCGCGGAGCCGGACGCGUGGGCCGACCCGAUCAGCAGCUUCCGUCACCUGCCCACCAAGUGCGACGCCCCGCCGGCGGGAACCAGGGAGGCCGACAGGAUCGCGGCGCUGCCCGGCCAGCCCCCGCGCGUCAACUUCGACCAGUACUCCGGCUACGUCACGGUGAGCGAGGAGUACGGCCGCGCCCUCUUCUACUACUUCGUCGAGGCCCCCUACGAGGCCUCCUCCAAGCCGCUCGUGCUCUGGCUCAACGGCGGGCCAGGGUGCUCGUCGCUUGGCGCCGGCGCCAUGGCGGAGCUCGGCCCGUUCCGUGUGAACCGCGACGGGAAGACGCUGAGCAGAAACAGGCAUGCAUGGAACAAUCUUGCGAAUGUGAUCUUCCUAGAGUCACCGGCGGGCGUCGGGUUCUCCUACUCGAACGCGUCGGUGCCGAGCGGCGACAGGAGGACCGCGGUGGACGCCUACAUGUUCCUGCUCAACUGGCUCGAGAGGUUCCCCGAGUACAAGGGCCGCGACUUCUACAUCGCCGGCGAGAGUUACAGCGGGCACUACGUUCCCCAGCUCGCCGCCGUCAUCGUCGCCCUCCGCGAACUCGGUGACACGAGCAUGAACCUCAAGGGCAUCUUCGUCGGCAAUCCGCUCCUCGAUAGUAGGUCCAAUAACACAUAUGGAUCAUUAGAGUUCCUGUGGAACCACGGGGUGAUCUCCGACGAGGUGUGGGGCAAUAUCAACGGGCAGUGCAGCUCCGGGCAGUUCGAGGGCAAAGCGUGCGACGACUCAUUCGAUGAGGGCGACAUCGAUAGGUACAACAUUUACGCCCCGGUCUGCAUCCAGUCGCCAGACGGGAGUCUCCACCCCAGUGGCUACUUACCAGGCUAUGAUCCGUGCAUCGGGUCCUAUAUCGACGCCUACCUCAACAGUCCUAAGGUGCAGAAGGCUAUGCAUGUUCGAACCCACACAGAGUGGUCAGAGUGCUCAGAGUCGUUGCCCGGCUGGACCGAUUCCCCGGUUUCCAUGAUGCCAACCAUCGGUUGGCUUGUCGACAGCGGAUUAAGAGUCUGGAUCUACAGUGGUGACAUGGAUGAUGCGUGCCCGAUUACCGCAACGAGGUACGCUAUCAAGGAUCUCAAUCUGACCAUCACAAAACCGUGGCGUCCAUGGUACACCCCUGACAACGAGGUUGGAGGCUACGCUCAGCAAUACGAGGGAGGGUUCACGUUCGCGUCGGUACGAGGAGCUGGCCAUAUGGUCCCUAGCUUCCAGCCCAAGAGAUCACUCGUUCUUUUGUACUCCUUCAUGAAAGGAGUCCUGCCACCUGGUGCUCUGCCACCUGGGUUUUCAAAAUGGAGCUGGGUCUAA